AUGUUGAAUAAGAUUGCACGUUUUCUUUAUCACUACGUAUUUAAACGAAGCUCUACGUUCACACUUAGUGCCGUGAUUAGCGCGAUGUAUUUUGAGAGAGCAUACGAUGAAGCUUGCGAGUACAUAUUUGAAACUGUAAAUAAAGGGAGGCUUUGGAAAGAUAUAAAACAUCGAUAUGAAAAGUAA
Molecule: messenger RNA, 186 nt
Organism: Cyphomyrmex costatus
Lineage: Eukaryota; Metazoa; Arthropoda; Insecta; Hymenoptera; Formicidae
Product: cytochrome b-c1 complex subunit 9
Exons: 2
Coding region: 1-186 (61 amino acids)
Biological process (GO): mitochondrial electron transport, ubiquinol to cytochrome c
Cellular component (GO): respiratory chain complex III
Source: RefSeq, a predicted model, not a curated record